AUGGAGCUCGAUAAACUCGAAGGAAAGAACGCUUCUCAUCCACCAAGGCUGAAAGCCUCGCCAGAAAACAUGACACGGGGAUGUUUUGGACUUUCAAGAAUUAUUGGAACUGCUUGCAGGUCGCACGAUAAACAAGAUGACUUUCACAAAUUACUUCAAAGUUCAAGGUUUAGCCAACUGGAAAAGUUAUACUACGAUUAUGAACAACGCUCACACAGAAGACAAAUGGCAAAUGUGUUGGUACAAAUAUUGCAACUUCAAGAAGUACAAUCAGUUAAAGAAUACACAGUCAAUGGAAAUACAUUCAAGGUUCACGUAGUCGAAGAUACAGAAUUUUGA
Messenger RNA from Porites evermanni, 339 nucleotides. NCBI's taxonomy places the organism in Eukaryota, Metazoa, Cnidaria, Anthozoa, Scleractinia, Poritidae. The record is from the annotation of a GenBank genome assembly.